Molecule: messenger RNA, 7838 nt
Organism: Drosophila takahashii
Lineage: Eukaryota; Metazoa; Arthropoda; Insecta; Diptera; Drosophilidae
Source: RefSeq, a predicted model, not a curated record
GAAAGUCGAGUUGGCAUUUGGGAGAUUUGCUGUGUUCGGAUCGAAAAAAUUCCAAAGUUAAUUGUUUAAAAGCCAAGACGACUGCUUUAGCAAUCAGCCAACAAGUAAAUGUAUUGUUUAGUCAACUGCCAGAGGACAGUACCAAGUGCGUGUAAAUAAACGAGCGAUUUGUAUCCAACAUGUUGCACAACAAUGCGCCCUGGCUGCCACCGCAUCAGCAGCAGCAGCAGCAGCAGCAACAGGCCCCGCAGCAACAUGCAACGCCCCAACAGCAGCAGCAGCAGCAGCAACCUCAUCCUGCACAGCAGCAGCAUCAGCAGCAUCAGCAGCUCUACGCCAGCCAAAUGUUCCAGCAACAGCAGCCAAAUUACUGGCCGGAGGAUCAGCAGCAGCAGCAGCAGUCGCUGAACUACAAUAACUACUUUGCAGGACAGCAGCAGCAACUGCCACUGCAGCAGCAACAGCAGCAACUGCCACUGCAGCAACAGCAGCCACAACAGCCUACGCAGCAGCAACAUAAUAUCCAGCAGCAACUGUAUUAUCCCACUCACCAGCAGCCACAAGUCCCGGCUCCAGCGGAACCCGCUCUGGACUCGUUUGACAACAAUAAUAGCGGCGGAGGAGGAGGAGGAGGUGGCUGGGGUGAUUGGGGCGAUUGGAACGACAAUAGCAACAACAAUAAUAGCCUUAGCAACGAGGCCUUGCUGGAGCCAUCGGGGCAACUGCUCGAGGACUCCUUCAAUGUCCAGUCCUCGCCAGGCAGUUGGCAAGCCUUUGCCACCGGCAAUAGUGUCAAUAACAAUGUGGAGCUGCCGCCUCCAACGGAUCAGCAGGCAGCAUCAUUGCCUCAGCAGCCGGAGGUUGGUCAGGAACCCGAACUGGAUGCCAUUGUGCCGCCCCAGGCUUUCCAAAACCAGCCACCAACAUCACUUUCUGCGUUUGCUGCACCACCAUUUGCUGUGGUAGCUCCUCCAGCGCCUCUUGCCGGCGGGGUAGCUCCUCCAGCGCCUCUUGCCGGCGUGGUAGCACCACCAACGGACGCCGCUGGCAUUGCACCACCGGCUGCACUGCCGCCCAGCUUGACUCCAGCGGCUGGCAAUCCCUUCAAGCGCUCCGCGGGCCUCAAUAAGCGAGUGAACAUAAUGGCCAGUCCGGCGGGCGGAGCUCCUUCACCACCAGCACCGGCUGUAGCGCCAUUAGCUCCUCCAGUUGCCCCGCCUCCCGGGGAGGCCCAUGGCGAUGGCUUCAACUUGCUGGCGGCACCACCUGUUGAGGCUUCACCAGGUGCCCCAAUUCCUGCAGCAACCGCAUCGCUGUACGCUCAGCCAGCGGUGGACAACCAGGAGGUGUUGUCCGCCCCUAAUGACGAGCGGGCGCAGUACCUGCAGACGAGUCACCUGUCCGAGCAGCUGGGCGAGGGCGAGGCGGAUCAGGAUGCGGGUCUGCUGCCGCCACCGGGCUUGUCCCGUCUGGUUCUGGGCCAGCCGGAGCUGGACUCGCAGCAGCAGCGCCUGGUCACCGGCGCCACGGAGCAGCCGGCGCUCGAUGUCGCCCAGGCGGCUGCCCUGCACAUGCAGGAGCGUCAGGCGGACGGCGAGGACACCUCGGACGACGGCGGGCAGCAAGUGCGCAAUAUACAGACGCCACCGCGUCGCGUCGUCACGGGCGUGGAGACGAACGCACCAUCGUUGAGGGAGCAGGUGCUGGAUGGUGAGAAUCUGGAGGAUCGCGAAGCCAUUCCGCCACCAGCGCUGGCCGAACUUCCCCCGACAUUGUCGGUACAUCACAAUAUUCAGCCCGAUGAGCCGGAGCUGCAGCUGCAUCACAUCAACCAACCGCCGCAGGCAGUCACCCCGCAACCACAGCAACCACAGCAACCGCAGCUACCUCUUCUACAGCAGCAGCAGCCGCAACAGCAGGAGAAGAAGCGGGCGGCGGCGGGGGGACGUCGCGCGAAUGCCUCGCUGGAUCUGGAGUCCGAGGACGAGUCGGAUGAGUUCCUGCAGAGCGAAAGGGAGCGCGAUCGGGAGCGCGAGCGCCGGGAUCUGAUGGACGAGCGGCAGGGCCGCGGACGCAGCCAUGGUCACUACACCUACGAUGGCGAAACGGAGGACUCGGUACGCGGUGCUGCCCACCACGAGACCAAAUCGCUGAGGGAAACGCAGCACAGGCGGAGCAACAAUCACGACUCGACGCGAUCGCGUCGCCAUCCAGCGGAACCGAAGGCCGAGCGGGAAAGGGAAAGGGAGCGGGAACGGGAUAGGGAGCGUGAGCGGCACUGGCGGCGACGCUCGAAUAAGUAUCACAGUGGCGGCGAGGAUCAGGAGCGUUCGUACGAUCAUUCGCGUCGCUACAACAACAGCAACUACGACGGCGAAUCGGAUAAUCCCGAGAUCAAUCAUCUCGGCGAGGGAGAACUCGAUGGCGGAGGCACUGAGGGAAGAGGAGGUGGUGGCCGGAGCAGUAAAACCGGCCGCAGCCAGCGACGCAGCGCCGCCGAGGAGCCGUCGUUCGACUACUACGAACCGGAACGCGAUCGUGAUCACGAUCGUCAAUACUCCAGACGCUCCAACAAACAGCCAUCGUCGGCCGACAAAUCGCGAUCGUCGGGCGGACGACGGAGCUACGAGAAUCAGGGACGCAGUGGCCGCCCAGAGGAGGGUCGCCGACGUCACCAGGAUCUGCGGAACUGGGACGGUGGCUACGAGGAGUACCGCCGGAAGAGCUCGCGCAACAGUGAUCUCGAGAAGGAGCGCAUCAACGGAGGCAACACCAGCGGCGGCGGCGGCGGUGGCAGCGGAGGAGGUGGUUCCGGUUCCGGCAAGCGUCGCAAUCAGUAUGAUCAGUAUGGCGGUGCCUACGAUUCGUACUCCAUGUACGAGCAGAUGUCGCGCAAUCCGCAUGCCUAUGCCGAUAUGUACGCCAAGUUCUACGGCCAGAUGAUCAACUCGAUGACGGCGGCCGCUGUCUCGGCGGCUGCCUCGAAGUCCGGAGUUCCUGGCGGCGCAGCAGCAGCAGCAGCAGCGAUUCCUGGCUUGGUGCCCGGCGCUGUUCCGGUGAGUGCCGCCCAGUUGGUGGCCGCCGCCGCCGCCGCAAGCGGAGGCAGUGUCAGCGGGAGCAGUGAAGCCGCCCUGCUGAGGGAGCGAGAAAGGUAUACACACGCAUACAUAACCCAAGCCAAUGAAUUCCAUCGCCAACAAUACAAAGAGCUGAUCUACCAGCAACAACAACAACAACAACAACAGCAACAUCACAGGGAGGAUCCGCUAAACUCGAGUUUUAACAUUACGGAGGAUAAUGCCAGUUUUUACGGAUCACGAGGAGGAUCCAUCUAUAACCAAUACCAUCCAUAUCCUUCGCUCUCCAGUGCCCGCUCGUUGAGCAAUUUAAACGGCGAUGGACGCAAUUCCCGAUGCGGACCGUAUUACGCUGGUUCCGAGUGCGGUCUCGAUAUCAGAGCUGCUGCCGAAGCGGCACCAUCGACCUACGGUGGAUUGGCCACCGCUGGAACGGUGACCACCACCGCGGUGGCUCGUCCGCCGCGCCGACGCACGCCCCUGCAGUUCAACCGGCCCCAUUUGGUGGCCUCGUACGCGAUGAGUCUGCUGCUGAAGGUGAAGCCCAAGUACGCCGGCCGCGGGCGUUUGCGCAACGAUGUGGAGGUGGCGCCGCCGCGCAUCCGCGACGGAACGAGCAGCCUGCUGCGCAUGUAUCCGGGUCCCCUGCAGGGCCGCAAGCUGCACAAGGACAAGAUCAUCAGCUUCUGCAAGGAACAGAUCCGACUGGGACCCACCAAGGGCUGCACCGUGCUCUAUGCCACCCAGAAGAGUCCGCAGGGCAGCGUGGUCAAGUACCGUGCCUCGCAUGCGCUCAUGUGGCACCUGCUCAUACUGCUGCUGCGCCAAAAUGGGUACAUUGCCGACACUGAUGUGGGCGAUCUGUUGCUGGAGAACCAGCAGGAGUAUCCCUACGAGCCCAGCGAGUACGAGGCGGAGAACGAGCCGGAUGUUGAGGCUGAACAGGAGGCCGCAGCUCCCGGGGAGAAGUCAGUGGAAUCGGAUUUAGACAGCGAAUCGGCAGCGGGAGCAGCUGCAGCCACGCCAGAGGAAACACCAGCCGGUGGCGCAACCAAUGGAGGCGAUGCGGGAGCUCCACAAUCGCCUCUGUCGGAACAGGCGGCCACGGACAAGUUCCGCAGCUAUGUGCUGCGCGGCAACGUCGAGGAGGCCCUCCAGUGGGCCACCGACAAUGGCCUGUGGACGCACGCCUUUUUCCUGGCCCUCUACGAGGAUCGCUACGCCCUGACGGAUGUCGCCCAGAAGUUCCUCAAUCGCGCGAUCAAGGCCAACGAUCCGCUGCAGACGCUCUACCAGAUGAAGAGCUGCCAGACGCCGGCGUGCGUCAGCCAGCUGAGGGACGAGCAGUGGGGCGACUGGCGGUCGCAUCUCUCCAUUCUGGUGACGAACAAGAGCCGCCAGCCGAAGUACGAUCGCAGCUCGGUGGUGGCGCUCGGCGACACGCUCUUCCAGCGGGGCGACAUCUAUGCGGCGCACUUUUGCUAUCUGGUGGCCCAGGAGGAGUUCGGCCGCUACGAUAGCUCGGCCACAGAGCUAACCACAUUGACCGCCAAUGUGCCCAGACUCAUCCUGCUGGGCUCCUCGCACUACAAGCACUUCAAUGAGUUCGCCAGCAACGAGGCCAUCAUCAUGACGGAGAUCUACGAGUAUGCUCGCUCGCUGUUCGAUCCCAAGUUCAGCAUUGCCCACUUCCAGCACUACAAGUUCCUGCUGGCCACCAGGAUCCUCGACUAUGGCCAGCACUUCCGCUGCACCAAUUACUUGGAGCAAAUCGCCAGGCACAUCGAGCUGAAGCCGGAGAGUUACGACAUUGAUUUUAUACAGAGGGUCUGCGGUUUGGCCGAACGCCUGCGCUACCAUGAUCCCAUCCUGAUCAAUCGCGUCUCUUUUGCGAGUCCCCCAAAUGCCGCCAGCAAGGAUAGCGCUGCGCCCGAGGAGAAGGCCUGGCUGCGUCAGCUGCGCUCCCUGGCCGAUGUGCAGCCCCAGCAGGAGCAAUUGCAAUUGCAUCAUCAAGUGCAGCAGCAGCAGCAGGAGCAGAACGACAUCGAUCAGCAGUUUGCCGAGGUGAACAAGCAGUUCAGAGAGCUGAACAUGCAGUACGAUGGUGGCAAUCUGGAGAGCACGCUGCAAACGCAAUUGCCUCCAGUGGAGCAGCAGCAGCAGCCAGCUCAGUCAGAGGUGCCUCCGCCGCAACAACAAUACUAUGAACCGCCACCAGCAGCAGCAGCAGCAGCAGCCCAAGUGCCAGCAGAAUCGGAUCCCUAUGGACAGCAGCAGGGAUCCUACUACGAUCCCAAUGCAGGAAUGCAGCAUCAAUACGAUCCCAAUGCUGGGAUACAGCACCAAUACGAUCCGAAUACCGAGGCCCACCAUCAGUACGAACAUGGCCAAAUAGAGCCUGCAAGUGAGGCCUACCAACCAGCAGCAGAUCCUUCAGCUGCUCCCGCUGGCUAUGGCUAUGAUUACUGGUCGGGCACCCAGCAGCCACCGUAUGGCGAUGAGCCUGCGUUAAAGGAUGAGGCGGAGGAGGAGGAGGAUGAGCAGCAGAUAUUGCAGCAGGCACAGCAGCAGCAGCAAUUGCGCGUGGCCAAGCAGCAACAGGAGCAACAUACUCGCACCAAUGGCGCCGCCAACAGCAACAACAAUCGCUUCAAGUCGAAUGCUUUGAAGCAGGAAAAAGGCAGCAGCAUCACUGCAUUGCGAAAAAGGCAGGAGGCUUCGAGAACAGCAACUAUAGCGGCGGCAGCAGCAGCAAUUGCCCAAAUAACACCAGCUAAAGUUGCAACAGCAGCAGCAGCAGCAACGACGACGGCAGCAACAUCGGCAAAGGCAUUCAAUUUGAAUGAUCUGCAGCAACAGCAGGCUCGCCCGGCGAUCUCCAUGCCCAAGUCGAAGAGCUAUGGCGACGAGGACGAUGGCGGUGCGGCUCAUCCUGGCCAGAAACCAACCCCGGAGGCAGCCGGCAAACAGCAGGCAUCGGGCAAGCAGUCCAAUUCCGGCGGUGAUCUUGGGGCACCUGGCAAUCAGAAUGCCGGCUGGUUUGGCGGACUCUGGAACAAGCUGUCGCUGAAGCCGAAGAACCAAAUGAUCCUGCCGGACGACAAGAAUCCGACCAUCGUUUGGGACAAGGAGCGCAAGUGCUGGACAAACACCGAGGGCGGCACCGACGAGACGGAAAGCUUCAAGCCGCCGCCCAAGAUGAGCGAUCUGGGCAUGGGCAUGCCGCCGGCCAUGGGAAUGGGAAUGGGAAUGGGCGUGGGCAUGGGUGCAGCAACCAAUCCGCUGGGCAGCCACCAACCAGCACCGUUGAUGGAUCAGCAGCAGCAGCAGCCGCAGCCGCAGCAACCACCGUCUCAGCCGCAAAUGUAUGGCAGUCCCAUUGAUUACACGGCUGCUCCGGCUGCACCCGAGAUGAUACCCACGGUCCCAACGCCGGCGCCACUUCCUGUCCCAUCACCUGCACCGCUGGCAGCGGCGGCCAAUCCCAGUCCCGCGGCCAAUCCCGGAGGUCCCCAGCCCAAGUUGCAGUCGAACAUGUUUAAGAUGCAACGCAACCGCACGCUGAAGAACUCCUACGUGGAUGUGUUCAAUCCCUCGGGGGCGCCCAUGUCGGCGGCCCCGGAGAAUGUGCUCGCCCCCAUAAUGGCGCCGGCUGCGGUGCCCCAAGGCGGUUUCUUUGUCCCCGGACAGCAAUAGGGGAUUAACGGAAGCAGGAGCAGGAGCCUCGCGAUCUGGAGCACCAGCAGCAGGUGUGUGUGCAUGGAUGGAGGAUGGAGGAUGAAGGAUGGAGGAGGAGGAUGUGAGAGGGCUGCCACAAAUGCCAACGAGAUGUGAGUUGAGAUGGAUGUUAGCGGAUGAUGCCUGAUUGAUGGGCCUACUCUUUUAUUGCAGCACUUCGAAACUACGUAAAAAAAUAAAAAGAAAAAACUUUUUCAACCGGCGAACGCUCACACACACACACACUGUCAUGCAUAAAAUAUACACACACACACACAUCCAUACGAGAAAAGACAACUUUCCAGCAGGGGAAAAGUUGAUCCUACGAUUUCUUCAAGCUCCUACAGUUUGUUAAUCUUCUGUCUGUCUGUCCUAUCUUGUUGUGUGUGUCGCUCUACUAAAUUAACUCACCCAACUAAAAAUUAAACACCUAAUUUCACCGAUUUGUGCGCAUGUGAGGAGUAAGUGUGUGUGUGUCAGGUGCGUGUGUGUGUGCGAUCGAUGUCCUAAAGUUUAGCGAAUGAUUAAUUGAGGAAACGAUGAAGAAAGCGAUUUAUGUACGACUAGCGAAUUAUAUAUGUAAAUUUUCUCUAUGUAAACUAUACGUCCCCCGAUCCCCGAGAAUCCCUCUAUAUCCUCCACGAACCCCCGCUGCCGCCUUCUUCCCCGAUUUCUGUUUAUAUACAUGUUUCUUUUGUAUGUUGCAUAGUUUUUAUGAUUAUUUUUUGUUUAGCUGUAUGAAUAUGUAUUCGAAGGAGGUCAGACAUUGAUUCGGAAUUCACAUUGAUUAUGCAUUGCAUUGCUGUAUUUCCCACAUCUAAAUACUAUAUAUAUAACUACUGAUCUAUCUGUUUGUUUCUAUAAACUACAUACGCAAUUGAUAUUGGAUUGAUAAGCGAUUAAGAAGCAAAUUAAUUGUUCUCCCUGGUUUCCUUUCUCGAUGUAUUCUCCUCUCUGUGUCUCUUUUAUUACGAUUGGUGUGAAAUAUGCAAAUGAUUCCAAUUAUAUAUAUAUAUUAUAAAUGUAUCUUUAGAACAAUUUAAA